Molecule: messenger RNA, 339 nt
Organism: Protopolystoma xenopodis
Lineage: Eukaryota; Metazoa; Platyhelminthes; Monogenea; Polystomatidea; Polystomatidae
Source: the annotation of a GenBank genome assembly
AUGGCAGACGACUUCGGACUAGAGAAUGUAUCAAGUCCACUGUCAGAUGCUGGGAAUCAUGACAACUACUAUGGCAGACGACUUCGGACUAGGUUUUCUCGGGUUACUAAGUGCCUACUCGUGCUCUCUGCCGGACUUUGGCACGGCUCCAAAGUUAGGAGGCAAAAGCAACUCAACUGGCCGCGAAAAAGUGAAGAUGAACCUUUCAGAUUUGUUUGUUCCGAAGCGGUUUUUUUCAUUCUAGCCGGACUCGGAGUCACGCUUCAGGCUGGCUUCGAGCUCAGGAGGCCCGGCCCAACGCGGUUGACCCAACCUCAGCCACAACUACACUCGCGCUAA